GUGGACGGCGGGGCUGUGGAGAGAGGGUCGUGUGGUGGACGCCAGUGGACAGUUGACAUCCGUGGCGGCGUGAGGGGGAGGUCGAUGAUGCCCGCGGUGAUCAGGGGGGAUGGGAUGCGAGGCUUGGCCAUCUUCAUAUCGGAUAUCAGGAACUGUAAAAGUAAAGAAGCAGAAAUAAAGAGAAUCAACAAGGAACUGGCAAACAUCCGCUCCAAAUUUAAUGGUGACAAGGCUUUGGAUGGCUACAGUAAGAAAAAAUACAUUUGCAAACUACUUUUCAUCUUCCUCCUUGGCCACGACGUUGACUUUGGUCACAUGGAGGCAAUCAAUCUGCUUAGCUCCAAUAAAUACACAGAGAAACAAAUUGGUUAUCUUUUCAUCUCGAUCUUAAUGAAUUCAAACAGUGAGUUGAUGCGUUUAAUAAACAAUGCUCUGAAGAAUGACCUCGCCAGCCACAACCAUGUCUUCAUGGGUCUGGCCCUGCAUUGCAUUGCGAAUGUUGGAAGCCAGGAAAUGGCAGAAGCGUUUGUUAGUGAGAUUCCAAAAAUACUUGUUGCUGGGGAUACUAUGGAAUCUGCAAAGCAAAGUGCUGCCCUAUGUCUGCUGCGAUUGUACAGGACAUCUCCUGAUCUAGUACCCAUGGGGGAAUGGACUAUGCGUGUGGUUCAUCUUCUGAAUGACCAGCAUCUGGGUGUUGUAACUGCUGCUACAAGUCUGAUCACCGCACUUGCACAAAAGAACCCUGAAGAGUUUAAAAUGUCUGUUUCCUUGGCCGUUUCAAGGUUGAGUCGGAUUGUUUCAUCUGCAUCAUCUGACCUCCAGGAUUACACUUAUUACUUCAUCCCUGCUCCAUGGCUUUCUGUGAAGCUGCUUCGACUGUUGCAGUGCUAUCCUCCUCCAGAGGACCGUGCUAUCCAAGGACGUCUGACCGAAUGCCUUGAGACCAUCAUGAACAAAGUUCAGGAGCCACCCAAAUCAAGGAAGGUGCAGUAUUCAAAUGCCAAGAAUGCUGUAUUGUUUGAGGCUAUUAACCUCAUCAUUCACUAUGAUAGUGAACCCAACCUACUUGUCCGUGCCUGUAAUCAGCUGGGGCAGUUCCUGCAGCAUCGCGAGACCAACCUGCGAUACCUGGCACUGGAGAGCAUGUGGCUGCUGGCCAGCUCCGAAUUCUCCCGUGAAGCGGUGAAGAUGCACAUCGGAACCGUCAUUAUUGCUCUCAAGACCGAGAGGGAUGUAAGUGUGCGACAGAGGGCAAUGGACCUGUUAUAUGGCAUGUGUGACCGGAGCAAUGCCCAGCAAAUAGUGUCUGAAAUGCUGCAAUACUUGGAAAAUGCCGAUUAUUCUAUCCGAGAAGAAAUUGUACUUAAAGUAGCAAUCCUAGCGGAAAAAUAUGCUAUGGACUACACUUGGUAUGUCGACACUAUCUUGAACCUGAUUAGAAUUGCUGGAGAUUACGUGAGUGAGGAGGUUUGGCAUCGAGUCAUUCAGAUCAUCAUCAAUCGCGAUGACGUGCAGGGUUAUGCAGCCAAGACAGUGUUUGAGGCCCUGCAAGCCUCUGCCUGCCACGAGAAUCUUGUGAAAGUGGGUGGAUAUAUCCUGGGAGAGUUUGGUAAUCUUAUUGCUGGUGAUCCAAGAUCCAGCCCCUUAGUACAGUUCGGCCUGCUUCACUCUAAGUUUCACCUGUGCAGCGUGGCCACGCGAGCUCUUCUGCUUUCGACUUACAUUAAGUUUGUGAACCUGUUUCCGGAGAUUAAGUGUACCAUUCAAGAUGUGCUGCGCAGUGACACCCAGCUGAGGAAUGCAGAUGUAGAACUGCAGCAACGGGCUGUUGAGUACCUGAGACUCAGUUCGAUAGCAAGCACUCCCAUUCUGGCAACUGUAUUGGAGGAGAUGCCACCAUUCCCUGAGAGGGAAUCUUCAAUACUCGCCAAGCUGAAAAAGAAGAAGGAAUCCGGCCUCCUAACUGACCUCGAGGAUGCAAAAAAGGAGCCUACUUCUGAUGUCAAUGGCGGUCCUGAAGUCAAUGUGGCAAAUAAGGGCCUGGCCUUUCAUUCCUCAUCAAUUGAUCUUAUGGAUGUUCGAUCAGUUCAUUUUCUGAAUUCACGUCCCUCAAAUCAGUCUGCAGGUGAUUUAUUGGUGGAUGUAUUCUCGGACAUAGAUGCUGGAGUCAUCUCUCAUGUGCCUGGGACUGAAGACAAUUUUGUGAGGUUUGUUUGUAAAAAUAGUGGUGUCUUAUUUGAGAACCAACUUUUACAGAUUGGUCUGAGAUCUGAGUUUAGACAGAACUUGGGUCGAAUGUAUGUGUUUUAUGGAAACAAAACUUUUGAUCAGUUCAACAGUUUCACCUCAGAAGUCAUCUGCCCCGGAAACCUCUCUGCUCAAUUGAAUAUUCAAACCAAGCCUGUGGAUUCCAUGCUUGAAGGUAGCACCCAGGUUCAACAAGUGCUAAACAUCGAGUGCAUCUCCGACUUUGUCAAUGCACCAUUUCUCAAUGUUCAGUUCAGCAGAUAUGAUGGAGAUCUUCAAAAUAUCUCUGUCAAGCUUCCCAUUACAUUGAAUAAAUUUUUCCAGCCCACGGAGAUGUCAGCUGAAGACUUUUUCCGCCGUUGGAAACAGCUAAGCAGCUCACUGCAAGAAGUGCAGCAGAUAUUUCAAGCUAAGAGUCCAAUGGAUUCAGAGAUAACAAAAGCAAAGCUUGUGGGAUUUGGUGUGGCACUUCUGGAUGGAGUGGAUCCAAACAGUGCCAACUUUGUGGGGAGUGGAAUCAUUCAAACAAAAACCGUGCAAGUUGGAUGUUUACUUCGUCUGGAACCAAACUCUCAGGCACAGAUGUAUCGUCUCACAUUACGAACCAGCAAGGAAGAUGUAUCAAAGAGGCUGUGUGAACUACUAGCAGAACAGUUCUAAAUAUCUGACCCAUAAAAUUAUUCUGCACAUAUCUGGACUGUGACUUAUUGGAAUAUGUCAAGAUCUAAUGUAAAUGCGAAUGAUUUAAUAUUCAGUACUAAUGGUGACGUUUCCAUUGUUUGCCUUGCAAUGCCAUGCCCUUCUAUUUCCACAAUUUGUGAGCAUGAGUAUGCAGGGUUGGCUAAUGAAGUCCAUUAUUGAAUGUUUGGCACUGCUGUGAUCUGUUUAUCUUUCCAGCUUUGCACUGCCCCAUUGUUGCCGAACUUGCACUUCACUUCGGAAACUCCGGGAGAGGGAAACUGGAUGCAACUGUGUUAUUCUCAGAGCCUUCCUUUUUCUCUUAAGCUGGCAACUGCGCAAUGCAGUCAGCAGUUUGCUGAAAAGAUGAGAUCAUUUACAAUUACUCUGAAUGUUCAGUCUGUUUAAGUUAAAAUAUUUAAAUUCUUCUGCUUAUUCAUCAUAAUGUGUGCAGGGAUGGAGGAGGGGACUGAGAAGGGAAACAUUUAAAAAAACAGACCACUUCUUUGAGCAGAUCCUGUGCGAUGAUUACUCCACGUUUAAAAUGAAGCAGUCCAACAGCAGGAUAUGCGGCAGGCAGUCCAGCAUAGUUCAGAAGAAGGGUUCCAAACCAAAACGGUACCUAUCCUUAUCCUUCAGAGAUGCUGCCUGCUUACUCCAGCACUUUGUGGCUAUCUUUGGUAUUUUUGGACGUCUCUGGUUUGGAUCAGCUCAGCCUCAAUUAGUUGAUAUUAAUUUGAGUUCAAUGCAGAAGAUUGUGAUGCAGAUUAAGUUAGUGCAUUGUCAACUAUGAACUAAAAUUGUUUAAUGUCACAGCUUAAUUUCAUCCAGUGUUCAGGAAUAACAAAUGAAACGUCAUUAUCAAUUAGUCCCAAUUGCAACUGUAUGUGCAAUUUGGGUGUCCAAUAUAAACGCUGAUGAUGUUGUAGAGUGUGACACACACACAGUGGUGCCAUAAUAUAUCAUAAGGGGUUUUGUUCCAUAAGAGCACUGAAGGCUAAGAGGAGAUUUUAUUAAAGUUAUUUCAUAAAACUACAA
Leucoraja erinaceus (little skate) is the source of this 3963-nucleotide messenger RNA. Its product is annotated as AP-2 complex subunit alpha-2-like. Gene Ontology annotation, cellular component: AP-1 adaptor complex; membrane coat; AP-2 adaptor complex. Bases 85 to 2907 code for a protein of 940 amino acids. The record is from RefSeq and is a predicted model, not a curated record. NCBI's taxonomy places the organism in Eukaryota, Metazoa, Chordata, Chondrichthyes, Rajiformes, Rajidae. Gene Ontology annotation, molecular function: clathrin-cargo adaptor activity. Gene Ontology annotation, biological process: intracellular protein transport; clathrin-dependent endocytosis. The transcript has 22 exons.